AUGUGGUGCCCUCAUCUCUCAGUGAUUGCGUCGACGCUCUUCGUGCCUUUGGCACUCUGCAAUUUUUAUGAUAAUCCAGAGUUUGAUCUUCCGCCACCGACUGGCACGCCGUUGGAGGAACUGCAAGCAAAAUGGGAUUUCGAUUGGGGAUUCAGUGGCAUAUCAACAUUCGCACAUCUCAAGCAUGUCAAAUGUCUCACUACACCAUAUGAACCAUUUGAUAUUGGCAUUCUCGGGGCGCCGUUUGAUACGGCUGUCAGCUAUCGGCCUGGCGCCCGCUUCGGACCACGCGCCAUCCGGGCCGCAAGCUCACGCCAGACCACCUUCCGAGGCUUCAACCACCGAGCAGGACUAAACCCCUACCGCUCAUGGCCCUCGGUGCUCGACUGUGGCGACAUCCCCGUAACACCAUUUGACAACGCACUCGCCCUGCACCAAAUGACCUCCGCAUACCUGGAACUCGUGUCGCGCCGGCCCUUAUCCCACGGCAACCCACCGUCGCACACCCACCCCAAGAUCAUCUCUCUCGGCGGCGACCACAGCAUCGCGCUACCGGCCCUGCGCGCUCUCCAGAAGAUCCACGACCGACCCAUCGCCCUGCUCCACUUCGAUGCGCAUCUCGACACAUGGCACCCGGGCGCCUACCCGUCAGCGUGGGCGUCGCACCCGACACAGGCGGACUUCACGCACGGGACCAUGUUCUGGAUUGCGAGCGAGGAGGGCCUGAUCGCCAACGGCUCCUCGGUGCACGCCGGGCUGCGCACGCGGCUCGGCGGGCUCGACUACGCCGACUACGACAACGACGACCGGCAAGGAUUUCUGCGCAUCGAGGCCGACGACAUCGACGCGUUCGGCGUCUCCGGCAUCAUCGACCUCAUCAUGCAGCAGAUGGGCACCGAGACCCCCGUCUACCUGUCCGUCGACAUCGACGUGCUCGACCCGGGCAUUGCGCCAGGCACGGGCACGCCCGAGCCCGGCGGCUGGACCACGCGCGAGCUGAUCCAGAUUCUCAGGGGCAUUGAGGAUUUGAACCUCGUGGGCGCCGAUGUUGUCGAGGUCAGCCCCGCGUAUGACGGGAACGAUGAAGGCACUGCGCUUGCGGGCGCGCAGGUCGUCUAUGAGCUCAUCACUAGUAUGGUGGUGAGGGGCCUCAAGGACCGUGGCGAGUAUGUUGCCCGCAAGAAGCCUGGGGUCGAGAAAUUGAAAUUGAAGCCCAAGGCUCCGACGAAACAGAAAAUUCCCGUUGAGGGUCUUGUGGUUGAAGAGCCGCUUAGGGAUGAGUUGUGA
Molecule: messenger RNA, 1287 nt
Organism: Exophiala bonariae
Lineage: Eukaryota; Fungi; Ascomycota; Eurotiomycetes; Chaetothyriales; Herpotrichiellaceae
Exons: 3
Coding region: 1-1287 (428 amino acids)
Molecular function (GO): metal ion binding; agmatinase activity
Source: RefSeq, a predicted model, not a curated record